AUGAAAGCGUUUUUAAAGAAGAACAUCAAACAGAAGUACACGGUGGAAUUCCACCAAGUGACGAACCUGAAAGGGUUACCCGAAGGCACUGAAGUCUUUAUGAAGUGGCGGCGGGGGGACAAGAAAGAGAACAAAGGACACUUAGAUAAAGGUCAAGUCCAUGGAGGGACAUUACUCUACUCUCCCGCCAUCACUGUACCGAUCAAUUGUACACUAUUUCUGAAGAAAAAGGAAGGGUAUGAUGAGAAAGGAAUGGAAGUCUCUGUUUGGACUGCAACAGAGAAACCAAAAGAGUUAUGUAAAGGGAUGGUUAACUUAGCUAAAUAUGCGGAUCUUGAUGGGAAGAAGAUAACAGUCAUAGUUAGUAUGAAAGGGAAGAACACUGGAGACCUUCAACUUUUGAUAUCUUCUGGUGUUGGAGUAGAAACAGCAAGUGAGGACGAGACCGAAGUUCUUCAAAUGCAUCCCGUCAAUGGAGCAGCCAAAAGCAGUAAUUUGGAUGUUCAUGAGUUACUCAUUCAAGAAGUCAGUAAGACCAAUCAUGAAGUUCAAAAGGAAAAGGUCAUCAAGAACGAAGAAGAAGAUGACAAAGAAGAGAAGGAGUUAAUUGAGAAACAACGGCGGCAGAAGGAAUUGCAAGAAAAGGAAGAUGCCGAGAGGAAGAAAAAGGCGGAAGAAGCCGCUAAAGAAGAAGCUGAACGACAGAAGUCUUUGUUUUCAGCAGCUGCCAUGGAUGUCAAAAUUAAAGGUAAAAAGGAUAACAAGAAGAAAUUUACACAAGAGGACUUAGACACGGCGAUAGAGAAAGCCGUUGAAAAGGUGACGAAAGAAUUGACUUCCAAAAGUAAGAAGAGGGAAGAAGAGUUGUUAGCCGACUUUGAUAAAAAGACUAAAUCUGCUGCCAAGGAGAAAGACAAAGAUGGGAAGAUCUCGGAAUUGAACAACAAGCUUCAGGAAGAGACAAAGCAAAAGGAAAAUACACAAGCCGCUCUUCAGUCUGCUAACAGCUUGACUGCCGAGUUGAAGGGAACUAUUUCAAACAAAGAAAAUGAAGCUGCUGAGAUGAAGAAGACAAUUGAAGAAAAGGAGAAUAAGAAGAAUCAACUCGAAAAGGAAAUUGAAGACCUCAAGAAGAAGGUCGACGACGAAGCGAAAGCAAAAGAAGCGGUAGCUGGAGAAUUAGCAGUAUCUGCUGCACUUGCUGUUGAGUUGAAGGGCACUGUAGCGAAGAAAGAAGAAGACAUAGAAGAGCUUAAGAAGAAGGUUGAAGAAGUCGAGAAGAAUGCGGCCAAAGGGUCUGAAGAUCUUUUGCGACAGAAGAAUGAAGAGAUCGAGAAAAUCAAGAACGAGAAACACGAACUCAUUAAGGAAGUUGAGACAUUCAAGAAGUAUGCGGCUUCAGACAACUUACAAAUCAAAAACUCGUUGAAAUACACUGAAGAUUUGAGAACAGAAAACGAGAAAGUGAAGAAGGAAUUACAAAAUGUUCAAAACGAAAAAGAAAAAAUUGUCACACAACUCCAAAAUGAAAAAACACAGAAUAAAGACCUUGAGCAAAAAUUGGAGGAACUUGAGAGGGAAAAGUACACCACUCUAUCUCAACUUGAAAAUGAAAAGGCUGAGAAGAUUGCGUAUACGAAAAAGUUGGAGGAAAGUCAAGCAAAUAUUAAGAACCUUGAAACACUGAGUUUAGGGGAAAACGACAAAGCCAAAGAAGUGUUAGAGAAGAUACAAAAUGAAAAUGAAACUUUACGCAUUGAGAAUGAAAAAAUGAGGAAUGACUAUGAAUCCAAAAUAAAGAGUUUAAAAGAGAGCAAUGACACUUUAAGUUCUGAAGUCUCUGAAAACAAAGACCUUUGCGAAAAGAAUCAAAAGAGAAACAAAGAACUUCAAUUAGAGCUUGACGCGCUAAAACAAAACAAAGAGACUGAAAACUCGACACCAGUGGAAUCCAUUACAGACAAAAUAGUGAAAGGAUAUGUCGAGAACAAAAAAGACCCAAAAGGCUUCAGUGAAGUGAUUUUAUCUCUAGCAACAGGUGACAACGAGAUCACUGAAAUCGAGGUGUUGCGUAGUCUUGGAAACACAUUAGAAGAGAAUAUCUACCUUCUAAGUACAAUGCUCUAUGUCCUUCAUAAAGACAAAGUCGAGAAGUUUGAGAAGAGAGGUGACUUGCAGUCUCAACUCUGUGAAUUACUUGACUUCUUUUUCAAGCGGACUGUUCAAGUUUGUGUUGUGAAAUACGAAGGGUUCUUAGAAGGUAUUAUAGAAGACAAUCAGUGUUUCGAGAAACGACAAGCUGCAGAAUAUGAAUUGGUUUCUGCUGGGUAUAUCUUGCGUCACAUGAAGUACUUAGUCAAGACAUUAAGUGACACAAGUAUUGAGCGAAAUGUAGUCAAGCAGUUAAUGAGUCAAAUAGUCAAUUUUGUGACGUACAAAGUGAUUGAGUUACUCGUUUGCAGUGAGCGCGUGACGUUUGCGAAAGGUCUCCAACUCAAGUUCUUCUUUUCGAUCUUAGAAGGUGAAAUGGAAGACUCUUCGGACCUCAAACCGUAUGUGAAAUACUUAAUGCCUGCCGUUGAAAUUUCAGGCUUGUUAGUUGUUGAUAUGGCAUCUCCCGAGUUCAACAUUAUAGCGUUGAAAGAGAAUAUGCCUCAUGUCAGUGGAAGUGUUAUGUAUGCGGUUUUGAACAAAUACAGAAACGACAAGAAACAGCCAUUACCCAAAGACAUCUUAGACAAAAUAAACAAAACUGAUGUUCCAGUGCCUUCUUGUCUUGAUUUGGUGUGUUAA
Molecule: messenger RNA, 2793 nt
Organism: Entamoeba invadens IP1
Lineage: Eukaryota; Evosea; Mastigamoebida; Endamoebidae
Product: DNA double-strand break repair Rad50 ATPase, putative
Exons: 3
Coding region: 1-2793 (930 amino acids)
Source: RefSeq, a predicted model, not a curated record